This is a messenger RNA of Suncus etruscus (white-toothed pygmy shrew), 1835 nucleotides long. RefSeq names its product zinc finger protein 383-like. Gene Ontology annotation, biological process: regulation of transcription by RNA polymerase II. Gene Ontology annotation, cellular component: nucleus. NCBI's taxonomy places the organism in Eukaryota, Metazoa, Chordata, Mammalia, Eulipotyphla, Soricidae. The coding region runs from base 40 to 1491 and encodes 483 amino acids. Gene Ontology annotation, molecular function: RNA polymerase II cis-regulatory region sequence-specific DNA binding; DNA-binding transcription factor activity, RNA polymerase II-specific. The record is from RefSeq and is a predicted model, not a curated record. The transcript has 5 exons.
UUUACGGCUGCUAUUAAGGAAUAAUCCAGGAAGGAGAAGAUGGAAACAAACACUCUGACAUCCUGUAUCCAGUUAGGAGAAUCUGUGACCUUCCUCGAUGUAGCUGUGAGAUUCUCUCAGGAAGAGUGGCAGUGCCUGGACCCUUCUCAGAGGAAUCUCUACAGAGAUGUGAUGCUAGAGACCUACCAGCACAUGAAGGCCAUAGGGUAUUGUGGAGUGAAGCCUGCGCUGAUCUCCUGGUUGGAAGUAGGAGAACUUGGAAGGCUGCAGAGAAGCAUGUAUCCAUAUGACGGACCACAAGUUCCGAUAAUGACAUUUCAGAAAUUUGCUUUUGGAAUGGGAUAUCCAAAAAAGAGUGAGAUGAUAAAGAGCCAGACUUGGUUGGAUGGAGCUGAUACUGUGCUGCAGGCCACAAUGUGGAGGAAAUCAUCCUGCCCAUAUCCCAUUGGGAAUGAAGACACAAGGGGCAUCUAUUGUGAAGUGGACCAGAGUGAUAAGAGCUUUCUUAUGCCAGAGCCAGUGAUCACUGCGCAAAACUUUCCUGAAUCUGCUCUACCCAGUCCCUGGACUCAGACCCCCACAGUGGGACCAUCCUGGGAAAUGCGAGCAACAGUGUUUGCUCUGAGCCCCUCACAGUCUCAGUCUAACCAGCCCAUUGCCCAUAGAGUGGAGCCACCUGAGUGUAAGCAAUGUGGGGGGGACUCUCUGUAUGCCUUGCACCCUGAGGGUCUGCAGGGCGGACGUUCCCUGAGUCAUCCUUCACACCAGAGAGACUCUAAGGAUGUCCAGACAAGAAAGAAACAAAAUACAUGUCAGAGGUUUGGGAAGGCCUUUGCUCGAUCCUCAGACCUUAAUAGACAAGAGAAAAUUCAUACUGGAGAGAAAUCUUUUACAUGUUCAGUGUGCGGGAAGGCCUUCACUCUAGCCUCAGCUCUUUGUAGUCACAAGAAAAUUCAUACUGGUGAGAAACCAUAUAUAUGUCAGGAGUGUGGGAAGGCCUUCACUCAAUCCUCAGGUCUUUAUAUUCACAAGAAGAUUCAUACUGGAGAGAAACCUUAUAUAUGUCAGGAGUGUGGGAAGGCCUUCACUCAAUACUCAGGUCUUUAUAUUCACAAGAAAAUUCAUACUGGAGAGAAACCUUAUAUAUGUCAGGAGUGUGGGAAGUCCUUCACUCGAUCUUCGGGCCUUAAUAGGCACAAGAGAAUUCAUUCAGGAGAGAAACCUUAUACAUGUCAGGAGUGUGGGAAGGCCUUCACUCAAUCCUCAGAUCUUUAUAAUCACAAGAAAAUUCAUACAGGAGAGAAACCUUAUAUAUGUCAGGAGUGUGGGAAGGCCUUCACUCAAUCCUCAGGUCUUUAUAUUCACAAGAAAAUUCAUACUGGAGAGAAACCUUAUAUAUGUCAAGAGUGUGGGAAGGCCUUCACUCAGUACUCAGGUCUUUAUAUGCACAAGAAAAUUCAUACUGGAGAGAAGCCUUUUAAAUAUCAGUAGUGUGGGAGAGUCUUUCGUGUAUCCUCUGAUCUCUAAGCAUAAAAGAAUUCAUACUGGAGAGAAAAAGAAUUCGUACUGGAGAGAAGCCUUAUACAUGUCAUGAGUUGGGAAGGCUGUUUCUUGGUCCAAAAAUCUUUAUUUUCACAAGAAAAUUCAUACUGGAGAGAAGCUUUUUACAUGUCAGUGUGGGGAGGGCUCCUAACAUUCCUCAGACCUCCCUACGCACAAAAGAGUUCAUACCUGAGAGAAGCCUAAUACAUAUCAGGUUGUAAAAAGGCCUUCACUCAAAUUUCAGUCCUUCAUAAACACAAGGCAGUUCAUACAGGAGGAAAACCUUAUUUAUG